AUGGCGGAAAAAGAGAGUGAGAAUUUGGAAAAUAAGUUCUUUAGUAAUGUAGUUCCUGGACGAGUAAAGAAAAUAUUGUGUCAACCGUGUUCAAGUAAGAAUACACAAACUGUAGCUGAGGUGUUUUGUUCAACAUGUGACGAGUUUCAGUGUACAGAAUGUUCAAACUUGCAUACAACGCACGCGUUCUUGAGAAAUCACAAGCUAGUGAAUGCGAAAGAGGUGAAAACGAAACCAGGUUCCAUUGAUAUGAAGGGAUUAGAUCAAUGUGAUGAGCAUCAAAAAGUUUUAGAAUUCUUUUGCGAGGGUGAGAAUCAGCUUUGCUGCAGUACAUGUGCUAUUGUGGUUCACCGAAAAUGUCAUAGUGUCGUAGAGAUUCAGAGGAUUGCCGGAAGGUCUGCAUCGACACGUUCCGAGUUAAAAGUCAAGUUGCAGGAAGCAAGAGAGAAAGCUGUAACUGUCGUUAAAUAUACCAAGUUGUCAAAAGAGCAACUGGAUCAAGAUGUUAAAGAAGUUACUUUAAAAAUUAGACGAGUGCGUGAUGAUGUUAUGAAAAUGUUUGACGAGUUGGAAGUUUCCGUUUCUAAGGACGCUGAAUCAUUUAAGACAGAAACACUCGAUAAAUUGACAAGGAAGCAGUCAAACAGUGAGAAACAUAUUGCUGAUGCAACAAAAUCACUUGAAACAAUUGAUAACGUUCAUCAGAACGGGACGUCAUCACAACAGUUUAUACUGGAACAGAGAAUGAAGAAACAGGUGGAUGAACUUAGCAGCAACGUUGACAAGGAAUAUCAAAGGUUAGAGACCGUGACCGUUUCGUUUGAUUUUGAUGAAACAUUGAAAUUGCCCCCACUUUCGAUUGUUAAUUACGUUCCUGGACAACUGACAUUAAAAUACUCCGUACCAGAAGCUGUGAAACCUAAAACACCUGUAGAUCCGAUUGUUAAAUUUACGAAGAUUACUUCCAUUGAUCUGAAGCAGACUGGAGAUGAUACCAAGGAACCGUUAUACUCAGGACUGGAUUUCCUGCCGGAUGGUAGACUGAUUGCCGUAGAUAAUAAAAACGGGAAAUGUUUGAUUUACAAUGAGAAGCUUAAGACAGUAGGAUCAUAUCAGUUAUCGUAUAUGCCACAGAGUGUUGUUGCUGUGUCUGAGGAGGAAGCGGCGAUAACAAGUGCUAAUAAAUACAAGAUAGACUUUCUACGUGUCAGUAAAUCUAACGAGAUAACUUUGAUCAGGACAUGUGAAGUUAAGACAGAGUAUGACUCUAUAUGUCUGAAAGAUGAGAGACACUUUGUUGCUGGAACUCAAGAUGAUACAAGACCAGUUCAUAUUGUAUCUCUGUCAGGAGAAGAGAAAGAUUUCAGUAUCAGCUUUCCGAAUAAAAAAUAUCCUAGUGACACUAGUGCUUGUACAUAUAUUGGAUACAGUGACAAAGUGGUUCUCACCGAUAGGAUCGAGCAUACUGUCUACAUAUAUGACAUCAAGAGCAACACCAGGGUUGUUGUCAAGGACGACCAGAUCAACGAACCAUGGGGUGUAGCAGUAGGUCCAUCCGACUGUAUCCUGGUUUGUAGUAAUAAAACACAUACCAUUGUACAGAUCUCUCAAACAGGUCGGGUCCUAUCAUCGUACAAGUUAGAUAUGAAACACCCCUAUAGAGUCUGUGUUUCGAAGAACAAAUCACUUCUUGCUGUCUCAAGUAACCUGAAUGGUGGAACAAAGUUGCAGCUGUUACAAGUAACAUACUAA
Messenger RNA from Mercenaria mercenaria, 1752 nucleotides. RefSeq lists its product as uncharacterized. Gene Ontology annotation, molecular function: zinc ion binding. The record is from RefSeq and is a predicted model, not a curated record. Lineage: Eukaryota; Metazoa; Mollusca; Bivalvia; Venerida; Veneridae. The coding region runs from base 1 to 1752 and encodes 583 amino acids. The transcript has a single exon.